GUGGUGCACUGCAAUGCAUUGCAUAGCAAUAAGCAAACGCUUCAAAAACGCUUAAACUGAACUCGCUUCUUCCUCAAACCUUUUCCUAUUUUUGCCUUCUCCUCCCUCUUCUCUGCGUGGAGAAGAGAAGAGAGAGAGAAAAAAAAAUCACAUUAUUUCAUUUUACCAAUAUUAGCCAAAAAAAAAAAAAAAGUAAAUCAUCUUCUUCUUUCUCUGUUAGGGUUUUCUCUUCCGCCAUUACAGACCUCACCAAAACCACCCGCACAUCUUCUCCCUCUACAGGCAUUGCUCUCAGAUCAUCUCCAUUCUCCAAUUCGAAUCCAAUUCUCUCAAUUCUUUAUACUUUUUCACCGUUCUCGUCGCUUUCUCGCUGAAUCCCUUUCUUUCGAAGUGCGAGUUGUAGAUAUACUGGAAGUUGGAGAAUGGAGGUUAUGGCAAGGCUUCUAACCGCCGGAAGUUUCUCUCAAACUGCAGCAGACGACUCUGCCAGACAGAAGUCGGCUGCUGAGUAUAUUUAUAGGCAACUGCGCGAGGCAGAUGAAGCAAAUUUGCUCAGUGAAGAAGAUAUGCAUGUCUAUGGUGAGAGACCCAUGACCGAUCCCUUAAAGCUGGUAUGCUGCAACAAUUGCAAGAAACCAGUCAAGGACAGCCAAUUUGCUGCUCAUACAGAGCUUUGUAGAUCAUUAAAGCUCACAGAACAAACUUGCUUGGAGCUUGAUGGCAACACAGGGCAUCAAAAACCUCCAAGGAAACAAAGGAAAAAGUUAUCAAAUUCUUGUGCAACUACUUCAGUGGCGGAGAGGAGAAGUUCUGAGUUUGUGGGUAAUGUUGACACUGCUAUGUCGCAAUCCCACUUGAACGGUCAAAUCAGGGGGACUCCCUGUUCUACUAAGGUUAAAGAUGCAGCAUCUAAAUUGGAUGAUACUGGAAUUAAUUGUGGAAACAGAGUUCUCCAAGCUUCAGUAAUGCAUCCUCCAACAAAGCGUCAUAAAUUGACAGCAAGCACACAUCUUGAUGUACUAGAAGGGCACAGAACAGAGUCUGGAGUGACAAAAACUGUGAGUUUAACAGAUGGAAUUACUGGGAAGGAUUUGGUUGAAAAGACUGUUUCAGAACAUGGAGACCCUGUCCAUCAAAAUGUUGGGCAGGUCCAUAUGCAACAGCAGCACGUGAUGACAAAUGAUUUUCCUGCACCUCUUGCUACAAAGAUAUAUUAUUCACAAAGGACCAAUCGAUUGCGUGCUGCUAUUCGUCACAUGUACUUUGAGAACUUGAGUGAGGAAUUAUGUACUGAUGGUGCGGGUCAAAAGACAUCAUCACAUGGAGAGAUGGUUGCAUUGCAAGAUUCAUCUCAGGAGGAUCCUUCAUUUGAACAAAUGAACAAUGUCCCCAACAAGGAGAGCCACUCGGCAAUGACGUACUCCACCCAAAAAUCUGAUCAUAUUCUUGCAAAAAGCUCUGAAGUUUGCUUGCUUAAAGCAGGAGGUGCGCCUAGUGGUGGCUUAUCGAAUCAGUUUAUUCUUGACAAUGUUCCAAGGUCUGCAGCUACUAAUGUUGGUUUAACUAAAGGCAAUUUUCUUCCAAAGGCUUAUUCUUUUGCAAGCAACACAGGAAAUCCCCUGGGAACCAUGCAACAAACAAAUGGCAGUGUUCCUGUUGUUUAGUGCCCUUGGUAGGAAGUUUUGGGUUAGGUGAAAGUACAGGUAUCCAGUACAUUGAGGUUAGGAUUUAGCCCAUUUUUUGAAGUCUAUAAAGUAAAUUACUCAAGUUGUUUUUUCCUGACAUAUGCUUUGUAAAUGAAAACUUCGGUUAUAUAGUGGAUGAAAAUGAAGAAAAUUUUAACCUCA
Trifolium pratense (red clover) is the source of this 1847-nucleotide messenger RNA. RefSeq lists its product as uncharacterized. Gene Ontology annotation, cellular component: SAGA complex. The transcript is spliced from 13 exons. NCBI's taxonomy places the organism in Eukaryota, Viridiplantae, Streptophyta, Magnoliopsida, Fabales, Fabaceae. The coding region runs from base 423 to 1664 and encodes 413 amino acids. The record is from RefSeq and is a predicted model, not a curated record.